Molecule: messenger RNA, 1822 nt
Organism: Momordica charantia (bitter melon)
Lineage: Eukaryota; Viridiplantae; Streptophyta; Magnoliopsida; Cucurbitales; Cucurbitaceae
Product: dnaJ protein homolog
Biological process (GO): protein folding; response to heat
Molecular function (GO): Hsp70 protein binding; ATP binding
Source: RefSeq, a predicted model, not a curated record
AUCUGCAACUCUGGAACCCCUCUCUCUACCUCGCCGUCUCGAGCGUACCCUUUUGGUUCUCUGCUCUCAGGUCACCGAUCUCUACCGGAUCCUUUCAAUCUUCAAGAUCUCCCUUUUCGUUCUUCCCAGGGUUUCUCAGAUCCGAUCGGUGAGGGAAACAUGUUUGGAAGGCCCAAGAAGAGCGAUAACACCAAGUACUAUGAGAUUCUCGGAGUCUCGAAGAACGCGUCGCAAGACGAUCUAAAGAAGGCUUAUAGAAAGGCCGCUAUCAAGAAUCAUCCUGAUAAGGGUGGCGACCCCGAAAAAUUCAAGGAGUUGGCCCAAGCAUAUGAAGUGCUGAGUGAUCCAGAGAAACGUGAGAUAUAUGACCAAUAUGGCGAGGAUGCCCUCAAGGAAGGAAUGGGUGGUGGCGGUGGUCACGAUCCAUUCGACAUAUUCCAGUCUUUCUUUGGUGGAAGCCCAUUUGGCGGUGGUGGAAGCAGCAGAGGCCGAAGGCAAAGAAGGGGAGAGGAUGUCAUCCAUCCCCUCAAGGUCUCGUUGGAAGAUCUUUACAAUGGAACUUCAAAGAAGCUCUCUCUUUCCCGCAAUGUAAUUUGCUCGAAGUGCAAGGGUAAGGGCUCUAAAUCUGGUGCUUCAAUGAAAUGUCCUGGCUGUCAAGGAUCUGGUAUGAAAGUCUCCAUUAGACACCUUGGCCCGUCUAUGAUCCAACAAAUGCAGCAUCCUUGCAAUGACUGCAAGGGGACUGGCGAGACCAUCAAUGAUAAAGAUCGUUGCUCACAGUGCAAGGGUGAAAAGGUUGUUCAGGAGAAGAAAGUUUUGGAAGUAAUUGUGGAGAAGGGUAUGCAAAAUGGACAAAAAAUUACAUUUCCUGGGGAAGCAGACGAAGCGCCCGACACUCUUACUGGGGAUAUCGUUUUCGUCCUACAACAAAAAGAGAACGCCAAAUUUAAGAGAAAGGGUGAUGACCUCUUUGUGGAGCAUACCUUGUCUCUCGUGGAGUCGCUUUGUGGUUUCCAAUUCAUUCUGACUCAUUUGGAUAGCCGUCAGCUACUCAUCAAAUCCCUUCCCGGUGAAGUAGUAAAGCCUGACCAAUUCAAGGCCAUAAAUGAUGAGGGCAUGCCAAUGUACCAGAGGCCAUUCAUGAAGGGCAAACUUUACAUCCAUUUCAGUGUGGACUUCCCAGACUCCUUGAACCCCGAUCAGUGCAAGGCGCUGGAGGGUGUGCUGCCCCCGAGGACUUCGGUGCAGCUGUCGGAUAUGGAGUUGGAUGAAUGCGAGGAAACCACUAUCCACGACGUGAACAUCGAAGAGGAGAUGCGCAGGAAGCAAGUACAAGAGGCAUAUGAUGAAGACGAUGACAUGCACGGCGGAGCCCAGAGAGUGCAGUGUGCUCAACAAUGAUCUUGAAUGGGGCUCCACAGCAGUGCAAUGGUUUGGACAUGAGAAUUUUCAGAGAGAAGACCCCAUAUGGAGAUCAGAUCAGCACCCACCAAGCCAAGCCAGUCGUCCAAAUUUUCUCAAAAUAAAUAGAUGAAUUUUAUUAUGUUAAUUCAGUCGGUAGGGUUACGAAGUAAGUUUUCCGGAUUAUUAUUUUUAAAAAUGUUUUUGCUGUUCUAUGUGUUUGCUGCUAGCUAAGCUUACCAAGAAUUCAAAGAUUUAUGUAUUGGAGUUGCCAGAUAAAAUAGGAUUGGGAAACAGAAAGAUCUCUGCUUCUUUUCUGCGAACCUGCCAACAUUUUUUCUUGUUUCUUCUUCUCUUGCUAAUUUUUUUUAUGCCUUAGGAGAUUGGGCAAAGCAAUGAUACUGCCAAAGUUUUUCGUUUA